AAGAAAGAAGAAAAGAGAGACCUAGGGAGAGUGUGUGUGAGAGAGAGAGAGAGAGCGAGAGCUAAAGAGCUAGAGAACGGAAUCCCCGAUGCGGCGGGGUGUCUCGCGCACGUAACGAGCGCAAAUGACGACUUCGAUGUUGCUCAGCUUCAACCCGCCUAUUGUGAAGCGGCUGCUAGGCUGGAAGAAGGCCGAGGGCGAGGACAAAUGGAGCGAGAAGGCCGUCAAGAGUCUCGUUAAGAAGUUGAAGAAGUCGGCGGGUCUUGACGAACUCGAGAAGGCCAUUACCACGCAAAGCUGCAAUACCAAGUGCAUCACUAUACCGAGGCCUAGCCCGGGUGGCGUGGGCGACAACGGGGUCCAAGGUGUCCGAGGUAAGGGUCUCCCCCACGUGAUCUAUUGUCGUCUCUGGCGUUGGCCAGAUUUACAAUCACACCACGAGUUAAGGGCGAUCGAGCAUUGUGAAUACGCUUUCACGCAAAAGAGGGACGAGGUUUGCGUCAAUCCUUAUCAUUAUCAACGAAUACAAACUCCAGUUUUGCCGGCCAUUCUCGUGCCGCGGCACAACCUAGCCGGGGACGAGAGCGUUCUGUACAACACCUCCCUCGAGGAGCUGAGCGUCAGCGUACCGGAAAACACGAAUUUCCACGCGACGUUGAAUCAUCAGCAUCACAAUCAACAAAAUAUACCGCAAUCGCCUCAACAGCAGCAGCAACAGCAACAACAACAACAACAACAGCAACAACAACAACAACAACAACAGCAGCAGCAGCAACAACAACAGCAACAACAACAGCAGCAACAACAACAACAACAGCAACCGAAUAAUCCGUACCAAGGAAUGCAGGUAAUUUUUAGUAUGCAGGCAACGAGUCCGGCGAGUGUUGGGAGUCUAGGAAGUGUACAGGGUUCACCUCAUCCAACGUCGGGGUCUCUGGAUCCUCCAGCUGAUACACCACCACCUGGUUAUAUCAGUGAAGACGGCGAUAAUAUGGAUCACAACGAUAAUAUGUCUUUGUCCCGCUUAUCACCAAGUCCUGUAGAUGCCCAGCCCGUUAUGUACUGCGAGCCAGCUUUCUGGUGUUCAAUAAGUUAUUACGAGCUAAAUACAAGAGUAGGCGAGACGUUUCAUGCCUCACAACCAAGUAUCACAGUGGAUGGUUUUACGGAUCCAAGUAAUUCCGAACGCUUUUGUCUCGGUUUGCUUUCGAACGUUAAUCGUAAUACCGUGGUGGAACAGACAAGACGACACAUCGGUAAAGGUGUUAGACUUUACUAUAUCGGUGGCGAAGUCUUUGCGGAGUGUCUAUCAGAUUCUAGCAUCUUCGUUCAAAGUCCAAAUUGCAAUCAACGUUAUGGUUGGCAUCCUGCAACCGUAUGCAAAAUACCACCUGGCUGUAAUUUGAAGAUCUUCAACAAUCAAGAAUUUGCGGCACUAUUGUCGCAAUCUGUGUCGCAAGGUUUCGAAGCGGUAUAUCAAUUAACGCGUAUGUGUACGAUCAGAAUGAGUUUUGUUAAGGGUUGGGGCGCGGAAUAUCGAAGACAGACAGUAACUUCUACACCUUGUUGGAUCGAGUUACAUUUGAACGGUCCUUUGCAAUGGUUGGAUAGGGUACUCACGCAAAUGGGUUCGCCACGUUUACCAUGUUCAUCGAUGUCCUAAAAAAAAAUAAAAAAAAAUAUAAAAUUAUCGAGUUAC
Molecule: messenger RNA, 1699 nt
Organism: Polistes dominula (European paper wasp)
Lineage: Eukaryota; Metazoa; Arthropoda; Insecta; Hymenoptera; Vespidae
Gene: Smox
Product: Smad on X
Biological process (GO): positive regulation of transcription by RNA polymerase II; activin receptor signaling pathway; anatomical structure morphogenesis
Cellular component (GO): heteromeric SMAD protein complex
Molecular function (GO): RNA polymerase II cis-regulatory region sequence-specific DNA binding; DNA-binding transcription factor activity, RNA polymerase II-specific; I-SMAD binding
Source: RefSeq, a predicted model, not a curated record